This is a messenger RNA of Cyphellophora europaea CBS 101466, 1683 nucleotides long. Its product is annotated as vacuolar protein 8. Gene Ontology annotation, biological process: vacuole inheritance; nucleus-vacuole junction assembly. Gene Ontology annotation, molecular function: protein binding; protein-membrane adaptor activity. Gene Ontology annotation, cellular component: fungal-type vacuole membrane. Bases 1 to 1683 code for a protein of 560 amino acids. NCBI's taxonomy places the organism in Eukaryota, Fungi, Ascomycota, Eurotiomycetes, Chaetothyriales, Cyphellophoraceae. The record is from RefSeq and is a predicted model, not a curated record. The transcript has 6 exons.
AUGGGCAACGUGCUAUCCGCUUGCUGCAAGGGUCGGCCCAAAGACAGCCUCUACGAACCCGCUCUUGCCGACAGUGAACGCGAAGCUGUAGCUGAUCUGCUUCAGUAUCUCGAAAACCGAGCCGACACCGACUUCUUCAGCGGCGAGCCGCUGCGCGCCCUCAGCACCCUUGUAUACUCUGACAACGUCGACUUACAACGCAGCGCCAGUUUAACCUUUGCCGAAAUCACUGAACGAGCAGAUGUACGCGAGGUCGACCGAGAUACCUGCGAGCCUAUCCUCUUCCUGCUUCAGAACUCCGAUAUUGAGGUGCAACGGGCGGCGAGUGCUGCCCUUGGCAAUCUAGCGGUCAACACCGAGAACAAAGUUGCCAUUGUCCAGCUCGGCGGCCUUCCUCCACUCAUUCGCCAAAUGAUGUCGAACAAUGUCGAGGUUCAAUGCAACGCCGUCGGAUGCAUCACAAACCUCGCAACCCACGAGGAAAACAAGGCAAAGAUAGCACGAUCGGGUGCUCUUGGACCUCUCACUCGACUGGCAAAAUCCAAGGACAUGCGAGUCCAACGCAAUGCCACUGGUGCACUGCUCAAUAUGACACACUCUGAUGAUAACAGACAGCAGUUGGUCAAUGCUGGUGCCAUUCCAGUUUUGGUCGAGCUGCUCCGUUCUCCUGAUAUGGACGUCCAAUACUACUGCACAACCGCCCUUAGCAACAUUGCCGUCGACGCUGCCAAUCGAAAGAAAUUGGCUCAGACCGAAUCCAAACUAGUCCAGUCACUCGUUCAGUUGAUGGACUCAGGCACACCCAAAGUCCAGUGCCAGGCCGCUCUUGCACUUCGAAACCUCGCUUCCGACGAAAAAUAUCAACUGGAGAUUGUUAGAGCUCGUGGUCUUGGUCCGCUUCUUCAUCUGAUGCGGAGCACCUACUUCCCACUCACUCUUUCCGCUGUUGCUUGUAUUAGAAACAUAUCUAUCCAUCCCCUCAACGAAUCACCAAUCAUCGACGCAGGAUUUCUCAAGCCGCUGGUUGAGCUGCUCAGCUCUACCGACAAUGAAGAAGUCCAAUGUCACGCAAUCUCGACUCUCCGAAAUCUGGCUGCAAGCUCCGACAAGAACAAACAGCUCGUCCUUGAAGCUGGUGCUGUACAGAAGUGCACCGAGAUGGUAUUGUCAGUCCCACUCAGUGUUCAGUCCGAAAUGACAGCAGCCAUUGCCGUCCUGGCUCUCUGCGAUGAUCUAAAACCUGAUCUCCUCAAGAUGGGUGUUUUCAAUUGCUUGAUUCCCCUAACCGACUCGGAAAGUAUUGAAGUGCAAGGUAACAGUGCGGCCGCGCUCGGCAAUCUGUCGUCUAAGGUGGGCGAUUAUUCGAUUUUCGUGCGAGACUGGAAUGAGCCCAACGGUGGCAUUCAUGGCUAUCUCAAUCGCUUCCUCUGCAGCGGCGAUCCUACCUUUCAGCAUAUUGCAAUUUGGACCCUUCUGCAGCUGCUUGAAUCUGAAGACAAAAAGCUUCUGAGCCUCGUGGCCAAAUCCGAAGACAUCAUUCAAAUGGUCAAGACUAUCGCCGACAAGCCGGUCGAAUCAGACGAUGAAGACGGCGAGGACGGCGAAGGUGAGGUUGUCGCCCUGGCGCAACGCUCUCUCGAGCUCCUCGGCAAAGGUCCACGCCAGACGUUGGUCGAAGGCUGA